Cladophialophora yegresii CBS 114405 is the source of this 1152-nucleotide messenger RNA. RefSeq lists its product as uncharacterized. The record is from RefSeq and is a predicted model, not a curated record. The transcript has a single exon. Gene Ontology annotation, cellular component: nucleoplasm; nucleolus. NCBI's taxonomy places the organism in Eukaryota, Fungi, Ascomycota, Eurotiomycetes, Chaetothyriales, Herpotrichiellaceae. Gene Ontology annotation, molecular function: protein binding. The coding region runs from base 1 to 1152 and encodes 383 amino acids.
AUGGUAUCGAAGACAGAAGUCCCCCAAGUUACCACGGAGCCGCCGUCGCAGGUCCUCUCGUUGGUGUCCGCCUUCCUCGACGAAUACGGCUUCGAGUCCACAAGUAAAGCUUUGAGGAAAGAGUUGAAGCGAAAGAACCAAACAGCCGACCUAGAUGGCCUACAAGAUGGAGUCAAUCUAGAGACUAUUGUCGAGAGCUGGAAAAGGCAAGAAGCGCAAGGAUCUACAUCUGAAGACGAGAGCUCGGAGGAGAGCGACGCUUCGUCGUCUGAUUCAGAAUCAGGGUCUAGCAGCGAUGCUAGCGAUCAGGGCUCCAGCAGCGAGAGUACAUCCGAGUCCGAGACGGACUCAGAAUCUAGAGAAGAAGCCAUCAAGACAAAGCCCGCAAAGUUGAAGAGAGCACAAUCCAACAAGCGAGAAGCGUCGCCUUCGUCAUCGUCCUCCUCUUCCUCCGAUAGCGAUGCUGAUGAUGAGCACGAAGAUGGUCGAAAAGUCAAGCCUGCGCGAAACAGGUCCCCAGCUGUCAUUAAGAAAACCGAACCUGUUCGCAAUCUGAAGCGAAAGGCAGCAUCUAGCUCCUCAGAGUCAGAGUCCUCUUCCUCCGUCGACCGCUCAGCCAAACGGACGAAGGUGGCCAAAAGCGGCGGAAGGUCCACUAGCGAUUCUGGAACCUCUUCUGCCAGUUCGGAGGAGGAGACGUCGGGUGACGCAGGCACAUCCUCGGACGAAGAGGAGCAGGGUGACGAUGAGGAGGCCAGCCCCACUCAGCCCCCGACUCUCGGGAAAUUGACGGCGGCAGCCGCUGAAGAUCCGUCAGAUUCCUCGUCCAACACUGUGAUGGGAGAUGUUAUUGACCGAUCAGAGGAAGAAUCGCAUCUAGCACACGGCAGGGGUGGGAAACAGAUCGUGACGAGAAAGACUCAUGUUGGCGCAAGACCAACUCGGUUGGCACAGCUCUCUGCCCAGUCGACUGUAGCUGACCAUAUCUCCAACGCCUACAAGAGCUACGAGUACGCUGAUCGAGCAUACAAUGACUUGUCCGUGACCCGAGGCAAAGGGUUCACAAAGGAGAAGAACAAGAAGAAGCGUGGCAGCUAUCGCGGCGGAGCGAUUGACAUUAGUGGUGGUAAAAGCUUCAAAUUCGAGGACUGA